Molecule: messenger RNA, 1578 nt
Organism: Rhinichthys klamathensis goyatoka
Lineage: Eukaryota; Metazoa; Chordata; Actinopteri; Cypriniformes; Leuciscidae
Gene: creb1b
Product: cAMP responsive element binding protein 1b
Exons: 9
Coding region: 245-1228 (327 amino acids)
Biological process (GO): regulation of transcription by RNA polymerase II
Cellular component (GO): ATF4-CREB1 transcription factor complex; nucleus
Molecular function (GO): protein binding; DNA-binding transcription factor activity, RNA polymerase II-specific; cAMP response element binding
Source: RefSeq, a predicted model, not a curated record
CAGUGCAGUGGGUUGAUGAUCGGAUUUUCGUCUCGUUCUCUGUGUUGUUGUUCUCGGUGACGCGACGGAGGUGUAGCCUGACGCGGUCUCUUACGUGUCGGCCUGAAUAAAAGUGGAGCUCCGAGGGCUCGAGAGUGACGGAGGGAGUCUGUAUCGAUUUCCACAGUAGUGAGGACUUAACAGAGUCAGCGGACACUGGACAGUCUGAAGAUUCUGCCUAGGUUCCCCUCUUAUAGCUAACUCAAUGACCAUGGAGUCGGGAGCCGAUGCCCAACAGGGUGCAGAAACUGCGGUCUCUGAAAAUGAGAACCAACAGCUCACACAGGCCCAAAUCGCCACUCUUGGACAGGUACUCCAAACAGUAACGAUGGCUGCCGGACAUGCAAGUGGCACAGCGCCCACAGUCACCCUGGUGCAACUGCCCAAUGGUCAGACGGUACAGGUGCACGGAGUUAUCCAGGCCGCUCAGCCUUCAGUCAUUCAGUCACCACAGGUGCAAACUGUCCAGAUUUCCACAGUAGCGGAGAGUGAGGACUCACAGGAGUCAGUGGACAGUGUGACCGAUUGUCAAAAACGAAGAGAGAUCCUUUCUAGACGCCCCUCAUAUAGGAAAAUCCUGAAUGACCUGUCAUCAGAUGCUCCAGGAGUUCCGAGAAUUGAAGAAGAGAAAUCCGAGGAGGACACUGCGCCUUCCAUCACUACAGUGACAGUGCCAACCCCAAUAUAUCAGACCAGCAGUGGCCAGUACAUCGCCAUUACACAGGGUGGAGCCAUUCAGCUUGCAAAUAAUGGCACAGAUGGAAUGCAGGGAUUGCAGACUCUCACCAUGACAAAUGCAGGAGCCCAGCAAGGGACCACCAUCCUGCAGUACGCACAGACCAGUGAUGGUCAGCAGAUACUGGUGCCCAGCAAUCAAGUAGUCGUACAAGCUGCUUCUGGAGAUGUGCAGGCCUAUCAAAUUCGUACUGCCCCAACCAGCACUAUUGCUCCAGGUGUGGUCAUGGCAUCCUCCCCGGCCCUGCCAAGCCAAGGAGGUGCUGAAGAAGCCACACGCAAAAGGGAAGUCCGCCUCAUGAAAAACAGAGAGGCCGCUCGUGAGUGCCGUCGGAAGAAAAAGGAAUAUGUCAAGUGUCUGGAGAACCGUGUGGCCGUUUUGGAGAACCAGAACAAAACGCUCAUCGAGGAACUUAAGGCACUCAAAGACCUGUACUGUCACAAAUCAGAGUGAUGUACCACACAUUCUCCCUUCUUUCUGGCGGACUUGCGUGUACAGAGACUAAAGGACGAGUCAGCCUGACACGGACGCAUGUUUUCUAAAUGUUUUCUUAUUUUAAAUUGCUGCAGACUGCCUGUAUGAACACACAGGUAUGUGAGGGAACUGAACAGAAGCCCCCUGGCUAACACAAAUCUCUUCUAGAAAUAUUGGAUCAUGUCAUUAUAGACAAAAAAAAAAUGCUGAAAACUUUACUGUGGACUAAAACACAGAAGCACGUUCUCAGCCAUCUUUACUCCUGGACUCAAACCGAAACUCAGAGGAGGGGUUUGGAGGAAAAUGUUUACCUUUUUUUCCAGUGUGCU